This is a messenger RNA of Acanthochromis polyacanthus (spiny chromis), 4571 nucleotides long. RefSeq names its product serine/arginine repetitive matrix 2 (gene srrm2). The record is from RefSeq and is a predicted model, not a curated record. Lineage: Eukaryota; Metazoa; Chordata; Actinopteri; Pomacentridae.
GUGCGUAUGACGUCACACGGUUUUCAUCUCCUGUAAUUGGAGAACAGCGCAGCUAGCUGGUGGCUAACGGAGCUAGCAGCAGCGUUUCUUUGAUUCUCACAGUUCUAAAGACGCGACCAUUUUAAACUCAGUGUUGACGUGUGAUUGUUCGGGACUUUUCUAAAUCUUCAGACUCCUCUUGACACCGUUUCACUCUUCGUUUGGAGGGAGACUGCUGCACCAUGUACAAUGGGAUCGGCCUCACGACUCCGCGAGGCAGCGGCACCAACGGUUACGUCCAGCGAAACCUGUCGAGCCUUCGGGUCAAACGGCCGCGAGAUGAACGCGGCGGCGAGCGGGACGAGAAGGACCGCGAGAGGCUGGAGAGUCAGCUGAACCGGCAGCCCAACGCCGACAUCCUGGAGCACCAACGCAAGAGGCAGCUGGAGGUCAAGUGUGCUGAACUGCAGGACAUGAUGGAGGAGCAGGGGUAUUCUGCAGAGGAGAUCGAGGAGAAGGUGAACAGUUUCCGCAUGAUGCUGCAGGAGAAGCAGGAACCGACGCAGGCCUCCACCGAGAGACCAACGGUGACGGAGACUCACGCUCUCGCUGCCGCCAAUCAGCAGAAAAACGACCGACUUCGCGAUGCUUUCGGCAUCUCCAAGGACUACGUCGAUGGAUCGUCGUUCCACGCCGACCGCAAGGAGAAAGAAAAAGAGAAGCGAGAGCAGGAACGCCUGGAGAGGGAAAGACAGCAGCAGCAGCAGCAGCAGCAGCAGAAAUAUACUUUGGUGGAGGAUUCAGACGAGUCGGAUUCUCCUCCCAAGAAACGCAGCCGGAAGAAGAAAAAGAAGAACAAGAACAGAGACAGCUCAGAGAGUCCGUCACCAUCUCCUCGCAGAGAGAAGAAGAAAUCCAAAAAGAAGAAAAAGAAGCGCGAGGUGUCAGAGGAGGAGGAAGACAGCUCCUCAGAUGAGAAACAGAAAUUGUCAAAGAAGCACAGAAAAAACAGCGAAAGCAAAAGUCCUCCGAAAACAAAGUCAGCGCGGCACCGAAGCGUCUCGUCCAGCUCUGCUCACAGCCAAUCUCCACCUCCGCUGAGAUCACGUCAGCAGGACCAAACCACGAGAAACGAAGGUAGAAAAGGUAGAUCGCCCGACAGGAGGAGGCGGAGCUACGAGGAGCCGAGUCCGCAGCGUCACGGAGGCGACGGGAAGAGGCCAAAUCUCGAGAGGGAAAAAGAUCGACCGAGUAGGACGGAGAAAACCUCCACGAAAAGGAGACAUGACUCAUCCUCGUCAUCUUCUCCUCCACCGCAGAAAACCAACGAGAGGGAGAAAGGAAGGAGGUCCAUGAGCAAACAGAAGGAGAGCAACAAGGGGAGGCGUUCAAGGAGCGUAGAGGUGGAAAAGAGGAGGCGUUCAAGGAGCGUAGAGGUGGAAAAGAGGAGGCGUUCAAAGAGCACAGAGAUGCUGAAAAGGAGGCGUUCAAAGAGCAUAGAAAUGGAAAAGAGGAGGCGUUCAAGGAGCAUAGAAAUGGAAAAGAGGAGGCGUUCAAGGAGCAUAGAAAUGGAAAAGAGGAGGCGUUCAAGGAGCAUAGAAAUGGAAAAGAGGAAACGUUCAAGGAGCAUAGAAAUGGAAAAAAGGAGGCGUUCAAGGAGCAUAGAGGUCCAAAAGAGGAGGCGUUCAAGGAGCGUAGAUGAGGAGAAAAGGAGGCGCUCAAGGAGCAUAGAAAUAGAGAAAAAGAGGCGUUCAAGGAGCCCAGUGAUGGAGAGGAGGCGGCGUUCAGGGAGCCCAGAGAUGGCGAAAAGGAGACGUUCAAGAAGCGUAGAACAUGAGAGGGACAGAGUGAGGCAUUCAAGGAGCAAAGAAAAGGAGAGAGAACGAGGGAGGCGCUCCAGAAGCAGAGAUGUGGAGAAAGCGAGGCGUUCAAGAAGCAGAGAAAAGCGGGACAAAGUAAAGGAGAGCCUUGCUCAGAGGCCAAGACAUGACUCCUCUUCAUCUCCUUCUCCUUCUCCUCCUCCUCCUCCUCCCCCAGACAGGAGAGUCAGCGAAAGGAGCCGAGAUGUCAACCGGAACAAAAACACGAGACAUGACUCCUCGUCUCCAUCACCGCCGCCACCCGAGAAAAAAAGAGCGAGGGAGAGAAGCAGCGAGAGGGAGCACCGGGCUGAGAGAGAUCCGCCAUCGAGGAGCGACAACAGGAGGAGGCAGGAGAGGGAGGCGUCACCUCGGCAACACAAAAACGACAGGAGACGGGACAGAAACCUCUCGCCAUCGCCUGUCGCCAACGGAAACCAAGGAGAACGGGAGGUAGAGAGGAGGCGAGAGACUGACAGGGAGGUCGCUAGACAGAGAGAACAGGACAGAGAAGGAGGCAGAAGGAGAGAGGAGGUGGUAAAGUCUUCUGCAGAUGGAAGGAGAGAAGCAUCGAGACCUGCUGAGAAGAACAGGAGCGACAGACCGGAGCAGCAUAAGGAGAAACCCCAGGAGAAGGAGGCGAAACAGGCCGAGAAAAGACGAGAAAGCAGCAGCAGCAGCAGCAGCAGUAAUAGUAGUAGUAGUAGUAGCAGUAGCAGCAGCAGCAGCAGCAGCAGUGGCAGCGACAGCGACAGCUCCUCGUCUUCCUCCUCCUCUUCAUCCUCCUCCUCCUCUGAAGAUGAAGGUGAAACCAAGAAGGUCGGAUCAGCCAGCAGCCCCGAGAAAGCUGCUGCCAUCGGAGCCGCGUUUCAGAGAUAUUUAGCAAACGGUAAGAAGGAAAGUUCUGAAGGCGACGCCACCAGACGGAAGGAAGCGGAUAGACCUGAGAGACCGACCCCGGAGAACCGGUCCAGAGACCAGGAGAACCGGUCUAAAGGCCAGGAGAACCAGUCCAGAGACCAGGAGAACCGACACAGAGGACAGGAGAACCGAUCGAGAGACCAGGAGAACCGGUCCAGAGAUCAAGAGAACCGGUCCAAAGGCCAGGAGAACCGACACAGAGGACAGGAGAACCGAUCGAGAGACCAGGAGAACCGAUCGAGAGACCAGGAGAACCGGUCCAAAGGCCAGGAGAACCGAUCCAGGGGCCAAGAAAUUCGAUCCAGAGACCAGGAGAACCGGUCCAGAGACCAGGAGAGCCGGUCUAAAGGCCAGGAGCGCUACAGCCCCACCCAGGCCGACAGCCCCAGUCCUCCUCCUCCAUCGUCCCCCAGAGGCAGCAGGUUCUCCCCCUCCAGGAGGCCCAACAGGUCCAGCCCCUUGGCCAGGAGGUCUCGCUCUCCUCCUCAGAGGACCUCCAACGCCUCCCCGGCCCGUCGCACUCCACCCAGGCAGUACCAGGAACCACUGUCCAGGUCCAGAAGAGCUUCUCCUCCUCCUCCGACCUGGACGGACCGUGACAGACAAAGGGACCGAGACAGAGAGAGGGCUAUCAGGAGGAGCAGGACCAGGAGUCCAAGAAGGAGAAGCAGGUCAAGAUCCAGGAGUCCAAGGAGACGCAGCCCCCCCAGCAGACUUCGUCGCUCUCCCUCUCCUCAGCGACGGAGGAGAACCAGCAGAUCCCUGUCUAGAGAGAGACCCAGACAGAGGGAGGUGGAGCAGCAGAGGGAGAGAGAGAAGGAGCGUCAGCAGCAAAAAGAAGUUCCUCCUCCUCCUCGCUCCUCCUCUUCAUCAUCCUCCUCCAGCUCCUCCUCAUCCUCCUCCUCCUCACCUUCACCUCCACCACAGAAAAAAGACGCCAAAGCAGCACCAGAGAAGAGUCGCUCCUCCAGAGACUCCUCAAACGCUCCACCCUCAGGUAGGAGGAGUUCGCUGCCCCGAAGGUCUCCGGCCGACAGCCAAUCAGACGCCAAGCAGCCAUCGAGCAGGAAGCAGCUGUCACCGGCGGCCCAACCGGCUCCACCUCCAGAGCAGGUGGCCAGAAAUAAGAGCACCGUGAAUGGGAAGGAGGCCGACAAGAAAGGCAGCAGCAGCUCCAGCUCCUCUUCAUCCUCCUCAUCGUCCUCCUCUUCCUCGUCGUCGUCGUCCUCCUCAGAGAGCUCAGACUCUGAGGCAGAGCAGGAAAAAGGGAAAACGGACAAAACUCAGAGCUCUCAUUCCUCGUCCUCCUCGUCUGACAAUGAAAAGGAAACAACGAAGAAAAGCCCCAUUCGGCCCCGUCGGGUUCCGGCCGAUUCUCUGAGAGAUUCUCGCUCGCUCAGUUAUUCUCCUCCGAGACACUUGAGGGCGGCAGCGUCCUCACCGAGUCGCAGAAGCGGCAGCAGACAGUCGCCGAGUCGCUCAUCAGGCGGCCGACGUAGGAAAUGAUGCAACAGCUCGGAGACGCCUCACUUCCUCCUGUUCUUCUUCUGCUGUUUGAACUGAACAUGGAGCCAGUAGAUGUGUGGAUGUCAGAACUGGCUUCUCUCUUUCUUUUUCUGAGCUGAACCGGAAGCGUUCGCAGUAACUGUCCUCUGUCCCGUUGGUUUCGUUCCACCUGUAGAUAUGAGCUGUCUGUAUUUUGGUUAUUAUCGUGCAACAGAUCCGCGAUUUCCUUUUAAUGUGAAUGGAAACAUGUGGUUAAUUUCUUUGUUCAAAAUGAUUAAUAAUAAUAAAACUCAAUUGUACAUUUUA